This is a messenger RNA of Diabrotica balteata, 3792 nucleotides long. The record is from the annotation of a GenBank genome assembly. Lineage: Eukaryota; Metazoa; Arthropoda; Insecta; Coleoptera; Chrysomelidae.
GUCUGGUAUUGACAAGUGUAUUAUUUUGUGAUAUUGUUUUAAUUUUUACUAUAAUGGGCUAUAAAAAAAUUAAUAUGAGGGAGCUGGAGGCGGCUGCUAAAGUUUCUGCAACCACAAAAGUUAUCAAUACUCUUAAUAGACCAGGACAGUUAGAGAAAAUUGAUCAAAUAAAGCAAAGAUAUGUUCGAAAGAAGGCAUCAGUCGAAGCAUUAUUGAAAUCAGCAAUGCAGCAACAGUUAGAUGGGGUACGAGUAGGUCUCACUCAACUACAUAGAUGUCUUGAAGAUGUGGCUGAUAUAAAUAUUAGUGUGAAGAAAAUGUAUGACCUAUUUGCGGAUGUUCCUGAAUUGUGCAAAAGACUUAAUGAUGUCAGAGAUGAAAAUAUGAGACACUCACAAUAUGUUACUGCCAAAGAAAAUCUCAAACAUAUUUUUACUGUACCAGAAAGCGUUGAAAAGACUAAAGCAUUGAUAAAUGAGGGGAAGUUAUUGCAUACACAUCAGUGUCUGAGAGACUUGGAAAAUUCAAGAGACGAUUUACUAUUUGAGCUACAUAAGCUGCCCAACCAAUCUGUACAUGAUAAGUCAAUGUUGAAAGCAUAUUUUGCCGAUGUAGAAGUUCUUUCCAAUCUUCUCGAGAAGCAAUUAACAUUUAUACUUUCCAGAACAUUAAACACUGUUAGAAAAGACCCUACAGUGAUAGUAACGGCUUUAAGAAUAAUAGAACGUGAAGAAAAAGCUGAUGAAGAAGCCUUAAAGCAACAGAAACAGACUGGUUUUAUUCCUCCAAGUCGUCCCAAGAAGUGGAAAGAUAUGGCUUUUAAAAUUUUUGAAAAGUCUGUGUCUUCCAAAAUAGAAGGAACACAGGUUGAAGAAAGGGAAGACAAUAAGCAUUGGCUUAUAAGAUACCUAGAAUUAAUAAGAAUGACCAUUGUGGAGGAUUUAAGGAUUGUAAAAACUCUUUGUCUUCCGUGUUUUCCACCAAGCUACAAGAUAUUGAAUAGAUAUAUACAAAUGUACCAUGGGUGUCUUUCGUUGCAUUUACAAGAAAUAAUCCAAAACGGUUUAAAAGGUAAUGAGUAUGUAACAAUGUUAUCAUGGGUGUUGAAAACCUACCAAGCAAAUGAUAUGCUGGGUCACCCUGAUUUGGCAGUGUAUACUGAAAAACUAUCCCCUUUACUCCCUCAAGCAGUUCUAGAUAGGUUAGAAGGAGAUUAUAUGAAGAAUAUAGAAUCUAAUUAUAUAGAAUGGAUGCAAAAUACACUCAAAUCUGAGAAAGAAGAAUGGAGGUCUAACACAGAACCACAUUUGGAGUCAUAUUCUAGGACAGCUGCUCCAAUAAUAAUUUUCCAGAUGAUAGAUCAAAACUUACAAGUGGCAAAAACUAUCAGUGAAGAUUUGACUAUAAAAAGCUUGAAUUUAAGUAUCCAACAAGUCAUAAUGUUUGCAGAUGCCUUUAGAGAUGCUAUUAUUGAAUUUAAAAAUAAAUAUUUUGAAGACAGAAAGCAGGUCAUAUAUUUCACCCAAUAUAUGAUAGUUAUUGUAAACAAUUGCCUCCAACUUGUGGAACUGGGUUCACAGUUAGAGAAACAGUAUGUCAAGAACAAUACAUCACAUGAUUUAGCUAGGAAUUUUGGUCUGCUGAAGACUACAUAUAUAAAAUUAAGAAAUGAAGCCGUCCAAUAUUUACUUGAAGAACCAUUUGUAGAUCUGGAUCAGCAUUUUGACAAGCUUUUCACAAGCCAUUGGUUUCCUGCUAAUCCAGCUGACACAAUAUAUGUAACCAUUGAAGAUUAUUUCCAAGAUUAUAAUCGUUUAGUUGAAGCAAAUUAUAAAUAUGUAGUAGAACAGGUAGUUACUAUGGUAGGAAGACGAUAUUUAACAGCGAUGUUAUCCAGAAGAAUUUCUUUUAAAACAUUUGACGAGUGUAUGAAAGCUGCACAAAAGGUUUCAGAGGAAGCUAGCAGAUUUAACCAAUUGUUCUUAACUUUAAGUAAUGACUUGGAAUGUGAGAAUCCGUUUGAUGCUGUUAUAAUGCUUUCGGAGGUCGUUAAAAGUGAUGACGACAUGCUUUCAUUUGAGCUACAUAGAGUAGUUGAGAAGUAUCCAGACAUUACUGAUGACCAUUUGCUACGACUUCUUAACCUGAGGGGUGAUUUGUCUAGAUCAGAUGUGAGGGAUAAAGUAGCACAUAUUGACAAACCAAAAGUACUACAUAAGAGCAGUAUUUUUAAAACCCUGGUGUUCCCUAAGCUUGUAAAUAUUAAUUUAAACUUCUGAAACUAAAUUGUAAUGACGUCAAUAUUUAUAAAGUUAGUAAGUAAAGAACAUAACAAAGAUAACUUAAUAUUGUAUGUGAGAAAACAUAUUAUGAAAGUCAUUAUGUAAUAAAUAUAAAAGUAAAUUAACAAAAUAAAAUCAAAAUUAAUACCAACUAUUUUUUUCUCUGAGUUACACUUUCCAUGCGAUCUGUCCUUAUUAAAUUUAACACUGAUUCCCGAGGAAUCGCUUUCAACUAUUCAUCUAAUGCAGUAUUUAGCUCCUCCACUGUCGCAGGUGCUAGAUUACGGACCAAACCCUGCGUUUAAGUUCAACCCAUAGGUGCUUGAUGGGAUUGAUAUCCAGUCCAUUGUUGUUAGAUUGGUGUUGGCCAGGUAAUCUUUCGUAAUCCGCACUAUGUGAUAUCGAACGUUAUCAUGCAUUAGCAUGAGGCCGUCGCCUAUGUAGCAGGCGUAAGGAACAACAUGGUCUUGGAGAAUAUCCGUAAUGUAACGAUCCACUGUCAAUCCCCCUCCGUGAUCACCACCAGGCACGAACACUAGCUCUGUUUUCCUUCUAAAAAUGUACCACCCUAAAACAUACACGAACCACCUUCGUAGCUCACUGUUUCGACACUGCAGCACUGAGCAAAUCGUUUUUUGGGCCUCCGAUAGACGCGUCGUCUUAUGUAAUUGUUAUACAAGCACAUUUGACCCUCAUCAGAGAAUAAAACUCUGCUCCAUUGGAAAAGGUCCCAAUUGACGCGUUUUUUUUCUGACUUGCGUGCAAUUUGGGCCCUGUAUUAGGUCGUCUGGAAGUCAAAGUGGCAGCUUUAAGUCUUCUCCCAACUAUCCACUGAGUAACGGUGACACCUCGUAUAUACCUCAAGGAUUAAUGAGACUCAACUCUUGUUGCGAGCAGAUUUUGCAACAAUGGACGAUGAAUUGAUCGUCCUUCUCUGUCGUUAGACGUCGCCGACCCAAACCUGGUCGUCUAAUGUAGCUACCGGUCUGCUGGUAUCGACAGUAAGCCCUUGAGACUGCAGACUGGGUCAUAAGUAAGUGACCGGUGACAGUCUUUUGACUAUAGCCCUCUCGUAAUAAUGCAAUUACCCGGACAGCCUUCAUUGGUGAAGUAUCAAUUUUAAAAUAUUUACUUGAUGCACUUUAAACAUUUGACAAGCGAUUGAGACGACCACCGGCAAACUCAGAGGUUUACGUUAUAAACGUUUGACAUUCCUUUCCUCAGGUAGCUUAGCUUCCUUCGUGAAUGUGUUAGUUGUUGCUCUGGAAACCUCGGAGUCUUCUAACAUUAUUGCCACAAAUUGGUCGCAUUGCUCCUGUAGUGAUCCUUUCCAAUGUAAACAUGGUCCUUUUCUAACUUGGCUGCACCGUACCGAAGAUGACCAAUAGUCAGAAAUACGUAUAUACGGUUGUCUUCCAUCUUUUACACAUAUUUAAUUACAUAUACGUGUUUCCUUUGUUGCGAGCUGUGCCGAUACUUUUACCUUUUUCGUAUAUGUUUCUGUAUUAUU